This is a messenger RNA of Cryptotermes secundus, 13870 nucleotides long. RefSeq lists its product as uncharacterized. The record is from RefSeq and is a predicted model, not a curated record. The transcript has 13 exons. Lineage: Eukaryota; Metazoa; Arthropoda; Insecta; Blattodea; Kalotermitidae. Bases 498 to 5609 code for a protein of 1703 amino acids.
UGCUGGUGUGAAUGGAGUGUGUGAUACUGCGCAACGCUCGUGGUGGACAACAUUUCAAAGUAGCACCGCUUUUCAACAAGUUGCAAGACAUCGGUGAAAAUGAUAAACUGCCGACCAGAUAACAAGCGUCAAGCACGCAUGUAAAUUCAACAGGAGCUUGAUAUACAGUAAAGUAGGGCAGUUAUUUUCUGUGUGGCGUGAAAUCAGUAUGUAAUUAAGUGUGGUGAUUUUUUUCUUUUGUGUUGACAAUUGGUGUUUGUGAGUGGGUUGUGUGGGACUGUAGUCAUAUCGUCUGGUGCCUAAGGAGAAUCUGACAUCAACUCUAGCGAAACUGGAUCAGGUAUCAAUGCCGGCUGUUGAAAGCAACUCCCGCUAGCGGACAGAAGUCCCUGUGCGCUCCGUUAGUUCUGCUCCAAGUGAAAGGUAGAUGCAGUCCUACUGAAGGGCCAGAGACAAAUAUGGAUUGGACUUACAGGAAGUACUGACGGGGUCAGGCGAUGGCUACAUCCAGCAGCACCGGGGGUGGCCAGCACCACGCCUCCCUCAAUCUGAUGGCUUGUGUGAGAGAGUCGUCACCCCAGCAGGAGGAUCUUGUGUCUGAUGCCAUAGACGCUGACCUCGCAAGACAUGAUCCGUGCAACAAGAAACGGCGCUUUCAUCCGUUUCGAGGCCUCCGCCGCAUAUUUCGGAAGAAGGCCCGACACCAGCACGCGGGCUCUGCGGCAGCGUCUGAGCUGCAGGAACACGAAGCUGCCCAGGAUCACGUGAUGCUCGACAGCGGUGGGACCCCCAUUCAGGCACUAGAUGCCCAUCGCAGUCGGUCCACAAGCACUCUGCUGUCAGGGGAGGACGCUGGGUCUCGCAGAAGGAGUGGGAAUGGUCUGUUUCCAUGUCAUUCAGGGCUCAGUGUGUCUCAUGAUAGCGUGUUUACUGCUGAGCAUCGGACACCACACUCUAGCUCAGAAGAUCUGGACACAGCACAGAGUUCCUCGUCGCUCUCAAUCCAACAGUUGGUACUCCCAGGAGUUCGAGCGGAACUACUGGACGCGUUAAGGCGUCGAAGGGUUCGAGGAGAUUGCACGAGCGAUGACGACGAGGACCUGGGAUUGCCCCACAGCCCCUGUAACUCACCCACAACUGCAGAUGUACUUCUGGAACAGGGCCUUAAGGAAAACCCUACCAAGUCACAUAGUACAUGUAGUGAUGGGUCCUUACUAAGUAUGGGAAGUUCCGAAAUGGAUGAGGACUCUUUGGGUCAACAUUCAGGCCAUUCUUCAAAACUGUCCUUGCAUGACAAGAAGACAUUUCAUGAUAAUGAUCUGGAACUGGAUUUGGGAGUAUCAGCUAUGCCACUAAGUCAUAGUGCGGCAAGGCAUAAGAUGGCUGUAAGACCAAAACGAACCCAUGGUGCACCUCGUAGACGGCGGAUACAGCAGCUGGCUGGUGUCAGCCCGUUACCAUCAACACCGGAACUAAAUGAAGAGGCCUCAGGUCGCAGUUCAAGUCCAGAUGGUAAAUCAUCAGACUUUAUUGGCACUGAUGAGCUUAGCACUACUAUUGCUGUCAGUGGCACUGAUCAAGUCACUGCUUGGCCUUCAGCACACCCUGUUACUAACUUGCUGCCUGCUGAUGUUCAACUGAAAUCUGCAUCUCUUCCUCCUGGAUUAGCAUUAACUCCAGAGAUGCCAAAUGCUGAAACACCAAUUGUUCCAAAAGUGAAACGUUGCAACUCCAACAUAGCCCACCGGCAAGGCGCCACUGUGCAGCAAUUUCAGCGUUCCAUUUCAGAUGAAUACAGCCACUCAACAAGAGUAACCAGCAUGGCAGGGUACCAUCAUCAUACUAAGAUUGUGAGUGAAAGCGACAUUGUCUCAAAGGCUCUAAGUAAAAGUGGAGGGAACCCAGAGAGGCAGAAAAGGGUGUGUGGAGUAGUUGGAGAAGAGGAUGAGGAGGCAAGAGAGGAAGAUGUUAACGAUGAUAUGUUGUACAGGGAGAGAGAGCGAGAUGACAAGAAGAAAGAUGAGUCUUCAUUCUUCAGCAGAUUUAUCAGAAGGAGUGGCAAAAAGAAGAAGGAUCAUCCACAGGAUGCUGAAUGCACAUCCAGCAGCACUGUGUACUCUAGCAAACAAGUUUCUGAAGUACCCCCUGUGGUACCCAAACGCAUUGAUCUGAAGGGACGGUAUGCAAAUGAAACUGUAAAUGAUUAUCCUGUAAAUGUACCACCAUUGCAAAUGAAGCAACACACAGGGAAAAUGGGAGGUACUCGAAGUACACCAGCUUCAAGACAGAGAGUAAAGCCCAUCAACAUUCCAGCUAGUCCAGAAGGCCCACGUAAGGUGGAAACUAACCGAGAAGUGGAAGAAGUGACAGUUGGUCUGCCUGUACCAUCUAGUCCCCCUCCUCCAGCAACAGAAACAGAAGCAAGCAAAAAAUCUCAGGAAACUAUACCAGUAAACCGCAUGCAACUGCCAUACUGUACUUCUCCACCGAAACCUACUUGGCCAGAGCCAUCCAUAGGCUUUUACAGUAUUAAGCCAUCAGACUCGCCUUUGUAUGCUGGUAACAAAACAAAAUCUUGUUUAGAAGUCGUUUCUCCUUCCAGGGAAGGUUUGGAGCCGACAUUGAUUGAUAAUGUAUGGACCCAUGACCAAGAAGACAGUGUAACAGAUUUGCAGCAUUUCAGGUCAAAAUUGAAGCUUGCUGGAUUAUCUUCAUAUCAGCAAAGAUUGAUUGCCAAUGAACUGAAUUGUGAUGAGCGUGAAUACACUUCACUGAUAGACACUGUGAUCACUGAGGAUUCAGAAGAGAAUAGAAAGCAUGCAGUGAAGAAGUCAAAGAGCUUCAGAAGGGAGCCAGAAGUUUCUGCAUUGUCUAACAACUUGCCUGCUUUCAUUGGUGAGAGUGAAGCCAGUAUUUUGAACAGAUCUCCACAAGAAUGUUCUGUUAAGGGGGAGACACUAUGGAAAUAUGAGAUUGAACAAACAAAGACUGUCUCUAGCCAUAAGAUAAUAGAUAAUAUUGUCAUUAGUGAUGUCUCACAGCUGCCAUUGUAUGAAAUCUCUACAGCUGAAGACUGUAAUAUGAUUAGUGGAAACAAAGACAAAGGCGACACCACUGAUCCUUCAUCAGACUUAACUGGGAGACAUUUUACUAAGAAUACAAUAGUUACCACAAGAACCAUAGCAAAAGAGACAUCAACUACUGUAGAAAACAGUCCUAUGGCUAGCAUAUAUCACUCUAGGCAAUCAGAUCACAUAAUGAAAAAAUCAGCCUCUUUGGACAGCAUUGGAAGUUUAAGUGAGUCAAAGAAGUCACCAUCACCUGAACUUCAUCUGUCCAGUAAGAAGUCAUCUUCUAGUGAGAGUAUUAACAGUGUUACACAACAGGUUAUGGUCCCUGCCAGUUCUGAAGGUUUCCGUACUAUUCAGAACAUAAAGUUAGAAGAAGAGAGCAUUACAGUAUCUAAUAUCAGUACUGCUGAAAGCAGUGCUGUACCAGCAAGCCAGUUAACUGAUAAAGUAAGUCCCUUGGAUGUGAAAAAACCAGUCAUAUUCUGUGUAUCAUCCAAAACCUUACUUCCAGAAUCAUCCACACCUGCAGGAGACACCACUUCCAAACCUUUGGAGCCCCUUUCUCAGUCAUCUGCAGCUAUUUCUAACCAACCUGUGGAAAGAGUUACUAAUAAAGUAUGUUUUGAAAAGGAACAGUCACAGGUCACAACCCCUCAUCGUGUUCAGGGUUCCAGGGCCCGACCUGUAGGGCCCUCAUCAGUAGAACAAAUCCCAGAAUUUCUGAAAGUUCAGUUAAAUCGAGUUGAUAGUAAACCUGCAACUAAUGUGGUUCUGUCUACAUCUGUGGUUUUUGAUAACACAGACCGGAGUUAUAAUCCACAAACAAGACCCAAAAGGAAAGAAAGUCUGGGGAAGCUGACUGAAAAGGCAAGUUCUGAAACUGCAGGAGCUGCACUGAAUGAAGUGUUGAUUACUGAUACACCAGCCACUCCAUCAACACAGUUGCCAAGUGUAAGAGAUAAGAAAUCAAGCAAGGAAGAUGUGAUUGUAGUGUAUGAUAGUAACAUGGCUACAGAGCCAGCUACACAGUCUUGUUCCUCAGGAACUGUCGUACAAGAGACAGGCCAGAAAACUAUGACUGCUUGCAGUGAUUCUUCAGCCAGAGUCACGGAUAAUGAUACCAUGUCGGCAGCUCCCUCACCAAAACAGAGGAGCAAGUCAUUCCCUUCCACAAAUCAAAUGAAUGUGACCAAUAUAAAGUGUUCAGUUGUUUCUAUAUCCUCCAAUAUGGCAUCUUCUCCACUGCCAUCAGGGUCCUCAAAACCAGUUCUAAAGAAACAAGCAACAAGUCUUGAUUCAGCAGAUAGCCACAAAUCCUUCAUGAAGAAGCAAAUGAGUGAUGAUUUUGAAGAUAUUACAAUUGUUGACAAGGCAGUCAUACCAAAUGUGGAAGAAGUGUCCAGUAAUGUUCCCAACCUUGAAAUGAGCUCAUCAAGAAAAAAGUCUAUAACAAAGGAACAUGGGUCUUGGAGGGAAGAGGAGAUCAUAGCAACAGAAAAGAAUCAGGAAAUUGGCUCUGUUGAAGUAGUUCUCCGUAGUAAGAAAAUAAUCUCUACAAAAGACUUUGGGCUUAGAAAAGAAGAGGAAACAAAUAUGGUAGAAAGACGUGCAUCAGGAGGAGUGGACACAGCAAGCAAGCAGGAUGGGAAGAAGUUUGGACUAUGGAGAGAGGAGGAAGGUCAGGCAGAGAAGCGAACUUCUGGAGGAGAGACGAUCAGAACACAAGAAAACAACUUGGGUACUUCUGAAGUGGUUCUGCGCAAGAAAUCCAUUUCACGGGGUGAUAGUGGAAAGGGAGGGGGAGGGAAGGAUGAAGAACCAGAACUGUUGAAGGUUUUUGCACGCCGUUCUUUGAAACUGAAAGACAGCGAGAGUGAAGCUUUGGGACAGCAAGUCGCAACCAAGAGCCGCACUGAACCAGUAUCAGAGCAGCAGGGAACAAAGUCAAGAGACAGCGAUAAAGAGAAUGAAGGCGGUGAUUCACCACGUGAAGAAAGGAAGAAACAGAUGAUUAAAGAGCCACUCGGUGAAUCAAAAAUACACAUUGAUUCUAGUGAGACAAUACCAGUCUUGAAAGCUUCCACCACAAGUAUAAGUCUGUGUAACACCCCUCGAAUUGGAAGCAUUGUGACUGGAACAAACAAAUAUCAGCGAUCUCUUAGCAGUGGAGCCACUAUGAAUAACGAACACACUACUCACAACUGUGAUGCAAGCUUCAUAUAUCGCAAAGAUAAUCCUGGGAACAGCCCUGACAAGCGACAAAGGCACAGAACUAUUCCUGAAACCCCAAAUACAGAAUUGAGCUUGGAAAAGACACCUCAUAGAGUAUGGGCAAAUAUUUACAAGGAAAAGGAAAUAGAUAUAACAAAUUCUGAGACAAAGAGAUUGAAUAGUGACAAAAUAAACUUGCAAGGUGAAAAUAUACCAAUUUCUGGCAACAGUGAAGAAAGCAGUAUGCCAAGAUUUAAAAGAAUCCAGCAGAGGAAAGAGGAGUGGGAACUACGAGCCCAGCAGGCAUUGAAGAAAACAUUACCAUAGAAAUUGUAGGUUCUCGGACUUCAAGAAGGAAACCAAAUGUGCUACUUCAGUGUUGGAGGUGGUAGUGUAAUACCACGAGGACCAGUAACUCAUGGAAGUAAUCAUCACAUCAGUUGAAAUAACUCCUGCGCGUCAGAAAUAAACUGAAAGUUAGUUAAGAACAAGUUAAAUCUAUACAAGAAGCAUAUUCAGUCUGAAUACUGAUGAGUCUCAUACGAAGUGAAUGGAUGAUAAAGCGACACAUCUAUAUUAUCAGUCGUGAUAAUGUUUUGCAUUUCUCUUGACCAAUUUGUUCAUUGUGUGUCCUGUCAUUGUUUCUUUUUGAACUGCUAUCUGUAAACCAAUACUUAGCAACUGACAAUAAGAUUAUAGACACAAUGUUGAUAGGAAACAUUGACAACAACUAGAAUUUGCUGUGCAGUGUUUUAUGAAUUAGAUGAUAAAAUGUGAUACAUUUAUCACAUAUACAAAAUAAGAGCCAACUGUUAAUAACAUGUAUGUUACUUGUAGUUACUUUGCUUUUGUAGGUAGCAAUUUUAACCUUUGUAUAAUAUCAUGUUGCAGUUUGUCAUAGCUAAAAUGCGGGAAUUAAUUUUAAAACAUUUGUUUUAAAAUAUAUGCAUCUUGACUACAUUAGCUGAUUGCUACAUUUUCCUGGUUAUUAUGAAGUUUUUACGUUUUCUUGAAUGUGACUAUUUCACAUUGACAGAAAUAUUUUAAGUAAUGACAAGAAUGUUAUUUAUAUUGUUGCAAAGAAGUGGGUAGUAAAUAUAUUUUUGUCACUAGUGUUUAUUGUUGCAUACUAGACAGGGUGAUUGUAAAUGAGCUGUGAAGUUUUUAAAAUUUAUCUGAAGCUAAAUAUGAUUGUGUAUUUAAGAACAAUGCGGAACAUGAGUGAAGACUGCAUGCUUAUACCACCAAUGUUCUCUGUACCCAAAUUAAUUUCUAUCAUGUUUAUGAAAAGAACAAUUAUUCAAGAAGGAAUUACAUUAUAUGAUCUGUAUAUCUUAUUAAGACUUGUAAGAUAUAUUUGAAUUUUCUUAUAUGUUAUAUACUCAACAGAUUGGAUGAACAAUUUUCAUGUAGUGUCAUAAAUAUAAAAGGGUCCCUGUGGACCAGAUUCAACCAAAAUAAAAUUUUACAACUGCCUAUAUGUUCUACCUUGAAUAUCACCUAAAAUUGUGAUAUCAUUUAUAGGUUGAAAUAUGCAGACUGGUAGAUGGAUAAGUAAACAGAUGAAUAUGAUGUUCCCCUAAGUCAUUCAUAGUUUCAAGCAUUGUGUUUAUACACUGAAAAUGAAAGAAAAGUACAGCAACUCUUUCCUCAGCAUCAUCAUCAGUAACCACGGAGUAUAUGAAGCCUCAUGAGGAAAUACGUGAGAUACAUUUCCCACAUUGUCAAACACAGGUUGAAAGGGCCUAAAAAACCUUUCUGAGAACUUUAUUUUGUACAACUCUUUUUGUGCAUUGAAUAAAUAAAGUUUGUUUGCAAUGAAGAAGUCUCUGUAUCUUGUCACGUUUACGCUGCACAAUGUCGCAUAGUUAGAGACAGAAGUCAUUUCUGAAAGGGUAUAUGAAGUUUAGCUCUGAUAUGAAAGGGGUAUAUUGACUGAAAAUAUUUGAACAAUUGUGCUCUAGCUGCAUAAUGAAUUUUUUUUUGGGUUGAUUGACAUGAAACUGUUUAAAUCUUUCUUCAUUAUCUUGGUGUGACACUUAAGUGUUACAGUGUUACUUUAGGUAACAGAAGUUUUCACUGCUGUAUUUCGUAGUAUAAGAAACACACCAGUGUAUGGAACUCAUGAAGGUUUCUUAAGGCGAAAUUAUGAUUUUUUUCCUCCCCCUGUUUGAUCUUCUCAGUCAGUAUGUAACUCCAGCUUUUCCUCAGAGAUGGUGAUAAUGUUUGGUUUCUGGUUGCAUCUUAGAAUGACUUAGUAACACUUCUGCAAUACUAGUACCUGCAGUGUAUCUUUCUGGAAAUGAAGUUAUUGUUUUAUAUUAUUUAUUAUUACUUGUUUUAACAGAUAUUGGUUUUACCAGAAAUAGUUCCUGUGCCUAAAUACCUGAACCUUGGUGCAUUAACCAUAUCUCUAAUGCAUAACCCAUUUUCAUUGUUACUUCCAAUGUUGAAGAUACACUAUGAUUUUUAAGGCUGUUUCUGAGACUAAAACUUUACAUCUUACAUCCCAGGAAUUGUGAUAUAUUAACAGGAGGACCAAGUGUCUUUCACCACCUAAUGUGUCUUAUACGUACAUUCCGAUAUAAUGAGAUGUUAAUACUGCAUAUAGAAUUGAAAAACUCACAUUGGUUCUCUUUACUGAAACAGUACCUUCAAAUAGAUAAUGUGUCCUACCUUCCUUGUCCAUCUCUUCUCAACAUCAUUAAGUAAUCUGCAUACACGAUUGAAAUCGGGUUUACCAAGAAUACUAUAUUGUAGUGACCAUCUUCAUUUCUGGAGAUCCUGGAUUACAUCAUGGGCUGUCAUUUUCUUACAAUUGGAAUGGUAGAUAUUUAAAGUAAGGAAUAUAACUUUACACAGAAUCUUGACCCUUUCUUUCUUAAUGUGAACACUUGAAACUGAUACUAUAUCAGUCCUGUCCCUAACAUUUGAAAGUGUUGCAUAUGUAUUUUUCACCUGUUUCACAGUGAUUUCUGUUGGAGAAUUAAUUGACUUCCUGAUGCAUGAAUAGAUUAUACAUUAUAAAUAGGCAGAGUUUUUUUUCUUCACAUGUUAUUUGUAGUUUCUGACUAAUUUUUGGUAACAUGAAAUAGUAAUAUAAUUAUUUAUUUUUGAAACAAUAAGAGAAAACAUCUGUCUGUAUAGCACUGGGAGAUGGUUAAACACAUUUUGAUGGAUAUUUUGUUUUAUAUUCUCUAAAUAAAAUUUUUUUAAAUAGUUCAGGUGAUAUCACUUUCUUAAUGAUAAUUUUGAGAGAACUUGUAAAAUAUAAAUGUGCUAAUUAGCUCAGUAACUUAUGAUAUUGUUAGGAAAUAUCAGGAGUAGUGGCGACAUCUAAAACUGAUAAUUUAGCAAACUGAACUUUUAUCUGUGAAAUAGUAAACAUGUGACUGACUACAAUAUCUGCACUCCUGAAGAUUGCAGUCUUCUGGGAUGGGUUGCCACCUGCAGUGGUACCUGGCUAGCAUACUUUAUGAUGCACCAUUCCAUAAGGCCAUCAUUUUGAUGGUAACUAUGUGAGAACCUCACAUCUCAUAUGUUUAACCUAACAUUUAAGGUAGCUGCAUAAAAUGAGGAUUCCAUGUUCAAAAAGCUUUAAGACUGUGAUUAACCCCUUCAAGACUCUCAAAAUGGUAGCCGACAUGCCCUUUAAAUAAUAGCAAGUCCUGGAUAUUAAAGUAUUAUCUUAGUUUCAAUCUGUUUUGAUGUAUUACAUUCCUUGAUAAGGGGAGGACCAUAGUAGAACAUAAAACUACGAUCUGUUAAUGAAGAUGAAAUAUUAGUACAGUCUAAGUGGAACUUCAAAAUAUCUCAGACACAUGGUACAGCUCUUUCAAAAGAGCAGCCAGCUACAUCUCAGAGAUGAUGUUAAUUGAUGGUUAAUUAAGUAGUUGUGAAGUAUGUACCAAUAUUAUUGAAGAUAUUUGUGUUUGUAAUGAAUGCACUAAAAUUCCUCAUUGCAAGUUGUCUUCUGUUUUGAAAGACACUUAUAUUGACAUUUUAUCUUGAUAACAGUUCCAGUUCUACAUGAUCAAUUUAAAUGUUAUUUUCUUUUUGAAAUCUGAUUUACCUUUCCUUCCAUUUUGAUGGCCAUGAAAUGAAUUUUAAAACGUAUCAUUUGUAUCCUUCAAGUUCCUAACUGUUUACCGUAUUUUUCUAUACUUACUUAUAUCAGAGAUAUAAGCUGAUAUUAGCUGAAAAUCGAAGAUACUUCAGGACUGGUGUUGCUGAAGAGUUUAGAUGAAAUAGAGAAUGUUGUGUGAGUAUGUCACAGGAGUGUUAAAGUCUGCAUUUAAAAGCAUUUCUAGAUUCUCUGAUUAUCAGGAAUGUACAUACAUAUUGGUAUUUUUGUUCACUAUAGGUAAACCUGGUUUGCUCUCUGUAUCUCUGAUAAAAUGUUACAAGAAAAUAUAUUAUGAAAAUCUGUAUAGAAGAAUAUGUAUGACAUAUUCUUUUAAUUCAUUUAGAGCUUAAUAAUGUUGAUUAUUUUUUUAUUUAUUAUUUUUAUGGUUUAUUUAACAAUGUGAUUAUUAGCUCAGACUGUACGGUGUCAAAUUGUAGAAUGAAUAGUGAAUAAUGAAUUGAAACAGAUAUGGAGGGAAACAGUCAUAGCCUAAUUUGUUGGUCUGUCCAAACAUUUACCUGGAAGGAACUGUUGAUUAUCAUAAGAAACCUCAGUUAGGCUAUUCAGUGUUCUGGCUGAGAUUUUAACUACACACCUCCAAAAUACAUGCCCAAAAAUUACUGGUUGAUCCAGCUUAUUAACAUGGUUCAGGUUAUUAUGAAGUAUUUCUUAGAUAAUAUCAUGAAUUAAUCUGAUAUGUCUUUUGUUUUUCUUCUUGAUAUUGGUGUUCUUCUGUGCUUUGUUCCACAGUCAAUAUUCUUUUCAAAAUUGACAUAAUAAACAGAAGAAUAUAUGUAUUGUGUGCAUGUAUCUAUAUAUUUUCAAGAGUUCCAGAACUUCUGAAGGUAACAAAAUACAUUAGACUCAAAAUGAAUGUAAGUUGGAGAGGCAGAAGUUGGUUAAAUAUUUGCAGUAAUAUGAAUGGAAACAUUCAAUUUUUCCUUUCAUUUUUGAAGGACACUCUUUAUAAUAUUUCUGAACUGUUAGAAUGAUAAACUCUGUAAAACAUCGGAACAAGGGGUCAAAGACUCAUCUUUUAAAUAAAGGUAUAACGUAUGGUAUGUUGAAUGCAAUAGUUUUCAGACUUGAAACAUAAAAUCCAUAACGUAAUGUAGAGGAAAUAUAUAUAAACAGAGAAAGCAAAAGAGUGUCUCUGUGAUUCUGUUUUAUUUUAUACAUAAAUAUUUUCUGCAUAACAUUUUGUAGAGAGUUGCUGUUCACAAGUCUGAAGUGGGUGUUCCAGCAAAAUUGACAUCCCACAAUAUAAAUCAUUCUCAGCAAACUGUUGUGCAUUUCAUAGCUGCAUCAGUAAACAACAUUUUUGUGUCCCCUUUCAUUUAAUUUAUCUGCUGGCCUUGAAGAACAUAUGUAUAUGAAUGAAAUUAAUUGUUCUUGCAUAAAAGCAGGUACUAAGUUGACAACUUUCAUAUUUUUAUGAACUGAUAUAUAAAAGAAAUUGUGUCACUGUUUAGUGAUACAGUGAACCCUCCUCAAACAUGGAUUUGUCCAAUGCCUGAAAAUAAUUAUGAAGAGUUAUUUGCUGAACACAGAAAGUUCAGUUAUACUCAGUGUGCCAGACACUGUAGUAGCAUUCAAAUUAUGUUCUGAUGCCUAAUUUUGUGCUAAUAAUUUAUCUGAUACUUAAUAUCCCAUUGACAUUUAAUUUUAACCCUAGUGCUGCAAUAUUUGACUGAAGAUGACCAUGCAUCCAUUAUUGUGUCAUGUGGCUAUGAAUAUGCAUUUGUGUUGCUUUUUUUUCUUCCUCAUAUUUGUACUUUAAAAUUACAUUAUUUUAUGAAAAUGGUGAGAAAAUAAUAUGCAGCAAAAGGGUUGAAGUCUGAGUUUCUGUAGAUACUUUAUUUAUUACACGGUUUGUUCAUAAAUUAAUAUCAUUGCAGUAUAUUUGUUAUUUUACUCUUUAUUUACGUUGACUUUCCAUUGGCAUGUUCCUGUAUCUCCAUUAAUCACAUACAAUAUUAAGUUCAUCCAGUGUGUAUUCAUUGAACAUGCCACUUUCAAGGGACAUUUGCCCCAUGUUGGAUGAGGAUUUACUGUGUACCUUGUGAGUGGUUGUAUAUACAUGUAUAUAUGUAUAUGUAUAGUCUGUAUAUAACUUGAGUGUUUACAUUUAUCUUGUGUGAAUGAUAUUCAAUAUUUUUAACUGAAUAUUCAAACACUAUUCUAUUAUUGAUUAUUGUUCUGGUAAUAAAUACCAAAGUAUGGUAGGCGUUAGAUGUGUGAUUGAUAAUUCAUUCAUAGAUUUAAUAAUAUAAAUAUUUUCAUGGAUUAAUAUUAAUAGGUAUGUAAUGAUUCCCUAAAAAUUUCAGUCAGAGGUGCACUCAUUAUGAUAUGGUUCUGUUUAAAGUGUUCAGUUUUCUGGGGUAUUUUGUGAAGUGGAUCUUUUGGCAUCCUCAGGUGACUGGUUGUGUUCGCAAUAGCAAUAUUGUGGCAUGUUCUUUUACUGUGGUUUCACUAAGGAUUAAACUUGGCAUUUAUACACUACUGAUAUGUGUGUUCAGUAAUAAACCAGGGAAGGAGAGAAAGGGGAAAAGAAGUAUGUAAAUGGAAACAUUUUUUAGGUAUAUGAUAUACAGUAAUACAUUCAGUGCUCUUGUACUGAAAUAUCUUGUUUUUUAACGUGAAAAUAAAAUAUGUGAUUAUUACUGAGGGCAAUGAAGAUGCAGAAUUCUUGAGGAGAAACCUGUAGGAAAGGAGCCACUUGGAAAUUUAAGAAAAAGAUAUAAGGAUGAUAUUAAGAUGGCUCUUAAGGAACUAGAGUCAUGCCACAAUUUCAUUAUAGCUUGUGUCAGUGCUCAGUACUAUCUGCCUGAAUACAGUAUUAGCUAACAGUUACAUACUUUCCAGGUGCAUUGCCAGCCACUUCUUUGCAAGAAUAUUGCCUACUGGAUUCUUUCUCCUACUAGAUAUAACAAUACAUACUCUUUUAACAACUGGAAAGUGUGAACAGCAUGCUUUGACAUCUUGAGUUGAAAUGUUUAUCUGAAAACAGUGCUACAUUCUUCCGCAUGGUCUCAAUCUCACUAUAUCACAGACAGGUGGGGCUAGGAAACUUUAAAUUCUGUCAAGACUUGAGGUUUUUUUUUGUGGGGGUGGGAUGUGAGUUAAAUUGCCCCAGCGUCAUGUCCAUUGAUGGUCUUUGAUAUUUGUAAUGUUGAGGUUUUGGGUUCACUGUCAGCUAUUGGAGGUUGAAGUAACAAUAAAUAUAUUAUCAGUUACAUAUUUAAUUCCCUUUGUCUUGUUUUAAAGGUGUAUUUAAUCCUCAAAAUCUUGAAGCAGACCACAUUUUUUCUAGAAAUAAGUGUAGCAUAACUGCAUUAAAAACAAACAAAAGGGAAGAAUUGAGAAGGCAGAGAUAUGUUUGCUCAGUGUGGUCGCUGGAAACAGAAUUACAAUUCAUAAAUGUAAUUAAAACAUAGAGAAUAAAUUACGUUAACAGGUACCAAAACAAAAAUUUAAAAGAGGAUUACCAUAAGCAAUGGCUAGAACUCUUGGAAAGGAUGCCUAAAACAGUCCCAAGACCAGCCUAUCAGUGUAACUAGCAGUAUCAUAAUAAUUAGUCAGCCAGAACUUUUUUCUAGAACUAUGUUUGCUUUUGCUCUCAUUUUAUGUUCUAGCUGCAUGGUAGAAACAUAUCUCUACCAGCAGUUAUGUGGCUUUUGACAAGGCUGCAGGUAUGCAUCAGUUGUUUGCUGGCAUAUGCACUAGCACAUGCAGACUGAAGGAAGGCACUGGCAAUAAUCAUACAUGGAUCACUUCAGAGUCUGUUAACUUGGCUUCAAUCAUAUCUGAAGAGUGCUGGAAUUGAUUGUGGCAGCUGCUAAAAGAAAAUAACAGAAACAACACAAAUCUUUCAUUAUGAUGAAGCCAGUCACCUGAAGAUGAAGCUAAAUCUAUUUCCUGAAAUAUUAAGCACGUCAGUAUACCUUUGACAAUGGAUGAUGUUAAACUUAAAUUUAAAGUUUUAUUGUCUUCACUCAAGUGCCUAUAUAAUUCAGUUGUAUAAUUACAGUGAUACUCUGUCUCUUUCUUCUGUAACAUAAAAUUAAUUGUCAUAUAUAUCAAGCCAUGUGUGAUAGCAAUGUCGUGAACCAAAAUAGAACACAGAAGGCAAAGUAUUCUGCAUGAUCCAAUAUGUACAUAAAACUACUGUGGUGUGUGGUAAAAUUAUACUGAUUAACAAAGCAUUAGUAUUUGAACAAAUUCAUAAUUCGUAACUGAUCUUUGACAGUAUGUAUGAGUUUUAUCCACAGAAGGCUGUGUGUGUUUGUGUCUUAAAAGAAUAGUUGUAUAUAGUUAGCUCAUUGCUUUUGAAAAAUUUGAAAAUGUAUUUUUAUGGUAUAAUAGUUACAAAAUUGCAGCAUGGUAUAUUCUGGCUUUGAAUAGCAAGGUGCAUUUUUUGUAAUAUACCCAAUAAAGCUCUAGAAUAACUAAUUUGCUAAAA